AUGUCGAAUGAUAACCCGAAGCACCGUACCAGGAAAAAGUUGGGCGGCCGGGAGCAGGCGGUGGGCGGCCGGGAGAAGGCGGUGAGCGACGAGGAAUAUAGCAACGGGGACGUGGUGGGCGGCAGGUACAUGGUGCUUGAGAAGCUUGGCAAAGGCGGCUUCAGCAACGCCUACAGCGUGUUCGAUAUGAGGAGGAACUCCACCCUCGCCCUCAAGGUGGAGAAGGAGGGCAGGCACGCCCUCGAGGCGGAGUUCGGCAUUCUCAAACACCUGGAAGCCCUUGGUGUUGACGGAGUGCCUGCCGCCUACGAGUUCUUCAGCUUCAGGAACAACAGUGCAAUGACGAUGGACAUGAAGGGCCCCAACCUGAAGGCUGUGGCUGUGAGCGAGGGCGGCGUUCUCUCCGUGGCGACCAUCAGUCUCCUGCUGGUGCAGAUCCUGGGCAUCCUCCGUCAGGUGCACGACGCCGGGUACGUCCACAGGGACAUCAAGCCCCACAACAUCGUCUGCGACCCCGAUAACAGCAUAAACGGCUGCUUUAAAGUGUAUCUGAUAGACUUCGGUCUGACGACGCGGUACGUCAACAAGAGCGGCGAGCACCUCCCGCGCGGGGAGAAGGCGUGCCAGAAGGGAACACGAGGCUACAUGAGCAUCAGCUGCCACAGACAGGGACAACCGUCGCGCCGGGACGACAUGGAGUCCCUGGCCUACACCGCCGCCAAGCUCCUGCUGGGGGGCCUGCCCUGGUCGCGCAUGCGCCUCAAGAUGAUGAGUCAUAGACGCAUCGCCAAGAUCAAGGAGAGAAUCAGACCGGAGGACAUUUUCGCUGGCAUGCCAGAGGCGUUCCCCCGCUUCCUGCGGUACGCUCGUAGUCUGAGGUACGAUCAGGAGCCUGACUACGUCCCCUGGCAGAAAGUGUUCCUGGAGGUCUCGCAGGAGCAGCAGCACGCGCCGGCAGACGCAAGCGAGGUAAGUAACAUCACCUGCGAGCAGGACGCAGGCCGUGGAGGUAACGCCUCCCUUCACAAUUAUUUCUCGUGA
Messenger RNA from Procambarus clarkii (red swamp crayfish), 1041 nucleotides. NCBI's taxonomy places the organism in Eukaryota, Metazoa, Arthropoda, Malacostraca, Decapoda, Cambaridae. The record is from RefSeq and is a predicted model, not a curated record.